CUUGUUUUCCAGUGAUGAAUCCUACAACAGCCCCGAUAAUGGUGACAGUGAGUUUGUGAAGUUGUAUGUUGUUUCGGAGAAGAAGCUCUUGCACCUCUUUAAGAUCUGCCAGAAGUGUGGACAUAGUGGAGCAGAGGCAAAUGUUGCUUCAAUGAAUGGCACUCUUGUCACCAUUUCUCAGCAUUGUCUGAGUUGUGAUGAAAAUACAAGAUGGAGUAGCCAGGAAAUGAUUGGGACUUUUCCCUCAGGCAACAUUUCUCUAUCCACGGCACUUCUUUGUUCUGGCAGUAUUCCCAGCAAAGCUGUCAGAAUGUUAAAGUUUUGGGGUGUACAGGGCUUCACUAUUCCGACAUUCAUCAUGCAUCAGCGCAAAUUCCUAAACCAGGCUGUCCGCAACUGCUGGGAGGAUGAAUACAUCCGCGUACUGUCAAAGCUUGACGAUGGUGUCCAACUUUCUGGUGAUGCCAGGUGCGACUCCAUGGGGCACUGCGCCAAAUACGGGAGCUACACCCUGCACAACAUAACGGACAAUGUUAUAGUGUGCACAGAGCUUGUGGUGUCGACUGAACCUGACACAAAAAAGAGUGCAGCGAUGGAAGUCUUAGGACUCUCACGCACUCUGGAUUUCCUUGACGCAGCACUGCCACACCUAAAAAUUGAGUUGACUACCGAUGGUCACACAGGCGUAGCCAAACAUGUACGGGAAGAAUGGCCUGGCAAGGUAACCCACUACCUUGACAUAUGGCAUGUGGCAAAAGGCAUAAAGAAAAGGCUCGCGAGUUUGGCAAAAAAGACACCAGAUGUGAAAUGUUGGCAGAGGAGCAUAAUAAACCAUUUGUAUUGGAGUGCAGUGACUAGUAACCAUGAUGGUAGCCUGAUUGUUGCAAAAUGGUCCUCACUGGCAAACCACAUUGUCAACAAGCACGAGCACGAAAAUGAGUUGUUUCCAAGGUGUGCUCAUGGAGCAAUUACCCCAAGACGCUGGCUUCAUCCAGCUUCAGAAGUAUAUGACAUUCUAUGUCGGCAAAUUCUACAGAACAAGGUCGUCUUGAAAGCUGUUUCAAGGUUGAGUUCAGAUGGUCAAACAUCUGGACUCGAAGGUUUCCACAGUACAGUAAACCAUUUUGCACCAAAAAUGUACCACUUUGGGUACCAGGGGAUGAAAAGCAGGCUAGAAAUGGCUGCAAUCCACUUCAAUGAAAAUGGCGGGAAAAAUCAGAAGAAAACUCGUGAUGGAAACCUGUCCUACAACAUCAGGUACCCCAAAAGCCAUGGAGGCCAGUACAUUGUGGUGCCAGUUAUGAACAACCCAACAUAUGGAUAUGUCGAUACAGUCCGAACAGAAGUUUUCCAACUUGUCAGGAGUGGGCAAACAUAUGAAAUCAAUGAUGACCCCCCUUCACUUUGUUCAGGACAUGCACGCCCAGCAUCAAAAGACAUUGCCAUUGCUGAACAUCGAGCACAUGCACGUUUCAAGAACACACAAAACUAGAUAGUGCAAAUUAUGAUAGUGACAUUCUUAUUUCCUUCUUGAUGAUAAGCACGAGUUACAUCAUUUGACAGAGACUGAAUCCAUAUUAUAUUAAGCAAUGUUUGGAAUAGACGAAACUGUUUGAAAAUGCAUGUACAAAGUAUUGUUUGUAGUAUUGUUUGUUUGUUUGGGGGGGUGGAUUCAGAAUUCGUGGUGUGUUAUGUGUAAAGGAUCUAUUACAUGGUUUCUGUUGCUAUAUUGUCUUUUUAUGAUAAUUUGAACACAUGACAGUCAAUGGUCUCGUUAAGAUGCAGAUUAUACAAAAUUUGAACAAGUUGCCAACUAAGUGUUAUGUGCUGCUGAAGCUGAUAUUUAAAAUAACAGAUCCCUUUUAUAUAACACACACAGAAUUCUGAACUCGCCCAUUGUGGUCAUUACUUUUACUCAAUGUCUAUGGCAUCUUCGAAUCCAACAAAUUGAAAAUUUUCUUCAAGUCCUGGUGGAGGGAAAAAGGCUCUAAUUUUGCUUACAGCACAUGAUGGAAGAACCACUCUUAUGUCUUUUCCCAAGUAGCCGUAGCACCACCGCACUAACUGUCGAUAUGCUAUAUGGCGUAAACGUCGGUGUCUUGGUCCAUUGCUGUGGGCAUUUUUACCAUAUUGUUGUCUAUAUUGAUACCAAGCUGUUUCCAGGACGUCUUCAUUAAUGCAUACUGAAUUGAACCCUUUCUGUGCGGUGAUACAUGUUGGUGCGUUCUCAUCUUCUGUUAACUUGGCUCGGUAUUCGUUGAUAUCCCGACAGACGCACUUCGCCCUUGUAUGUUGUACCUGGCAAUUGUCACAAGUGCACCUGUAAAGAUAUAUUGAUGAAAUUUA
Molecule: messenger RNA, 2346 nt
Organism: Lineus longissimus
Lineage: Eukaryota; Metazoa; Nemertea; Pilidiophora; Heteronemertea; Lineidae
Exons: 6
Coding region: 152-1492 (446 amino acids)
Source: RefSeq, a predicted model, not a curated record